UGUGUCCGAACCAGACGGGACGGGGAGAUCGAGAGGGAGGGAGGGGGAGAGAGAGAGAGUGAAUAGGGAAUAUAGAUGAGAGAUUAAGGGGAAGGGAGAGGGAACCAUAAUGAUGAUGGGAGAAGGGAGCCAUUACAAUCCAACGGUUCACGUCCCGCCGUGGACCCCCUUCGACGAUCCGACAGCGGGGGUCGCGUACAACCUCCCCGUGAGCGGGGUCACCGGCGACAGUGGGCACUGCUCCCCCUACGCGCUGGGGGAGGCGGCGCUGGCCGCGCUGCAGCGCUACCUCCCCUGCAACGAGCCUUACUCGGCGGGGGAGGAUUCCGACGAGUCGGAGCUGGCGGACGCGCCGGUGGACGCCUACUCGUGCGACGAGUUUCGGAUGUACGAGUUCAAGGUGCGGCGGUGCGCGAGGGGGCGUUCCCACGACUGGACGGAGUGCCCCUACGCCCACCCGGGCGAGAAGGCUCGUCGGAGGGACCCCCGGAAGUACCAUUACUCCGGCACCGCCUGCCCGGACUUCCGGAAGGGAAACUGCAAGCGGGGCGACGCCUGCGAGUUCGCCCAUGGGGUGUUCGAGUGCUGGCUCCAUCCGUCCCGCUACCGGACUCAACCGUGCAAGGAUGGCACCGCCUGCCGUCGCCGCGUCUGCUUCUUCGCCCACACCCCGGAGCAGCUCCGCGUGCUUCCCGAGCAGCAACAGCAGCAGCAGCUGAGUCCGAGGACUGCAGCAGCCAUGGACUCCUACGACGGUUCUCCGCUUCGUCACCAGCAUACCUUUGAGCCUUACGUCUCCAAGAAUCUGUUCUCGUCGUCGCCAACCUCGACGCUGAUAUCGCCGCCGAUAUCUCCGCCGUCGGAGUCGCCCCCGAUGUCUCCGAGCGGUGGCCCAGGUGUGCGGCGGUCGUCGUGGCCGGUGAACGAGGUGCUGGCGUCGUUGAGGCAGUUGCAGCUGAGCAAGGUAAGGUCCGCACCGAAUUCCUGGGGGUAUGGAAUGGGCGGCGGGGCUGGUUUUGGGUCGCCAAGGGGUGGGACGGGUUUUAGGGCGGGGUUCUGUAGCUUGCCAUCGACGCCGACGGCGGGGGCGGUCGGCGGGGGAGCUGUUUUUCUGGAGGGGCCUGAAGGAGGUUCUCUUGAGGAAGAAGAGGCGGUGGAGAGAGUGGAGUCCGGGAGGCCGCUGAGGGCCAAGAUGUUCGAGAGGCUUAGCAAGGACAGCGUUCUGGAGAAGCCGGAUGCCGCCACGCCAGCUGGGCCGGCGCCGGACGUUGGUUGGGUGUCCGAGUUGGUGAAGUAGUGGGCCGUGAAGUAGUGGCCAGUUCUGAGUUUGGGGUGGGAGGGGGGUGAGAAAUUGACGGAAAGGAAGUAGUAUUUUGGGUUGGUAGCCCCCUUUUUUUUGGAUUAUUGUGAAUAUUUUGAGUUUAAAAGAAAAAAAAAUUGGAAAAAGGUGUUAUUCUGUAAAUAUGAUGGACGGGGAUGGCAAGAGAGGGUUGUUCUGUUUUGGGGUUCAUGGUGGCGCAGGGAGAGGGAUUAAGAAGAUUGAAGAAGUUACUGACGGUGAUGGCUUUCUGGGUUUCAUUUGUACAGGGAAGCUGCCAAAGAUGGGUAGUCCUGCAAUGAUGUUAUUUUGAUUUAUUUCAAGCACAUCCAUGUUAUUGUCUCCUUUAAAUGUCCAUUUUGGUUAGUUUGUGUCCAUCCAAAGUUUCUGAUUCCGCUGUGAACCGGUAUUUUAUGUUCAUACCUUCUGUUGCUCUUGAGUAUGAUUGUAAUAUAUUUUUCUGCUAUCUAUGCGAACUUUAAGUAGAUUAAGAGGA
This is a messenger RNA of Phoenix dactylifera (date palm), 1814 nucleotides long. RefSeq names its product zinc finger CCCH domain-containing protein 2-like. The record is from RefSeq and is a predicted model, not a curated record. NCBI's taxonomy places the organism in Eukaryota, Viridiplantae, Streptophyta, Magnoliopsida, Arecales, Arecaceae. Gene Ontology annotation, molecular function: metal ion binding.